AUGAAUUCCCCUAUGAUCGUUCGAUCUUUGAAUAUGAAAGAUGAUCCAUUCAGACCUCGAGAUGAAAAUGAAGAAAUUCUUGGUCCUAAAGUACCAUAUCUAAGUGCAAUUGGCGCUUUAAUGUAUUUAGCUAACAAUACUAGACCCGAUAUUGCUUUUUCUGUGAACUUGUUAGCCAGGUAUAGCAAUUCGCAAACAAAGAGACAUUGGAAUGGAAUAAGGCAUUUAUUCCGUUAUCUACGAGGAAAAUUAGAUCUUGGUCUACUCUAUCAGUCAAGAAAAGAUGCUACUCCCAUUGGAUAUGCAGAUGUUGGAUACUUAUCGGAUCCACAGAAGGCCAAGUCACAAACUGGAUAUUUGUUCACUUAUGGAGGUACUGCAAUAUCCUGGAAAUCAACGAAACAAACAUUGACUGCUACAUCAUCAAACCAUGCGAAAUUGAUUGCUCUUUAUGAAGCUGGACGAGAAUGUGUAUGGCUCAGGUCAAUGAUCAGUAAUAUCCAAGAAGGAUGUGGAAUGAACUCAGUAACAGAAAAUCCUACCAUCAUCUACGAAGACAAUACUGCAUGCAUCGCACAAGUAACUGAAGGGUACAUCAAGGGUGAUCGAACAAAACACAUAUCUCCAAAGUUGUUCUUCACACACGAUCUCCAGAAAGAAGGAACGAUAAACGUCCAACAGAUUCAAUCGUGUGACAAUCUUGCUGAUUUGUUUACCAAAUCUCUUCCUUCGAAGAGGUUUGAGCAGUUGGUACACAAAAAUUGGAAUGCGUAG
Molecule: messenger RNA, 774 nt
Organism: Spinacia oleracea (spinach)
Lineage: Eukaryota; Viridiplantae; Streptophyta; Magnoliopsida; Caryophyllales; Amaranthaceae
Product: secreted RxLR effector protein 161-like
Exons: 1
Coding region: 1-774 (257 amino acids)
Source: RefSeq, a predicted model, not a curated record